This is a messenger RNA of Coprinopsis cinerea okayama7#130, 1860 nucleotides long. RefSeq names its product eukaryotic translation initiation factor 3 subunit 6. Bases 1 to 1860 code for a protein of 619 amino acids. Gene Ontology annotation, molecular function: translation initiation factor activity. Lineage: Eukaryota; Fungi; Basidiomycota; Agaricomycetes; Agaricales; Psathyrellaceae. The transcript is spliced from 7 exons. Gene Ontology annotation, biological process: translational initiation. Gene Ontology annotation, cellular component: cytoplasm; eukaryotic translation initiation factor 3 complex. The record is from RefSeq and is a predicted model, not a curated record.
AUGUCGCAACAGCGGAUGGCGCUUUGGGCAGCAGAGGCUGACAUUGAUGAAGACGUUGACCUCUCUCUCGCCAUCGGAAACUAUGGCCAGAACGAUCACUACGAGGAUGCGCCCAUUCCCCAACCCCAAAUCGACGAAUCGACUUUACUUGCGAUGCAACAACACAUGGCCCAACAAGCUGCCUUUGCCCAGAUUCCUGAUGUCGUGAAAGGCUUCAUCGUGCACUUCCACCAAGCCGUCUUGGACAAUAAUCUUGCUGAAAUUACGGUCGCGUACGAGAGCGGUUGGAAUAAGUACACCGAAAAGUUCUACGCCAGGACUGAAUGGCCUGAGGCUGAAGUCAUUGCACCCCUUGUUAACGAUGACCCUAUUUUCCUGAUUCUCUAUAGGGAACUCUACUAUCGUCACGUUUAUUCCAGGUUGCAACCCAACAUCGACGAUCGAUUCCACUCGUACGAAAACAGCUGCGAACUGUUCAACUAUCUCCUCAACUCUGAUGGCCCCGUCCAACUUGAACUUCCCGAGCAGUGGUUGUGGGAUAUCAUUGACGAAUUCAUUUACCAGUAUCAAGUAUUCUGCACUUGGAGAUCCAAGCCCAAGUCGAAGACGGAUGAUGAGCUCGCGAUGUUAGCUGAAGCCGGACCGGUCUGGAGCUCCUACAGUGUCCUCAACGUUCUCUACUCUUUGAUGCAGAAAUCAAGAAUCAAUGAAUACAUCGUCGCGCAGAGAGAGGGAAAAUCACCCGAGGAAAUUGCUGAAAUCGUUGGAGAAUAUGGGCAGCGUCCCCUCUAUCGCAUGCUCGGCUACUUCAGCAUUAUCGGUUUGCUCCGUGUCCAUGUCCUCCUCGGAGACUUCACUCUCGCCCUCAAGGUCAUGGAUAACAUCGAACUCAACCAGAAGUCUCCCUUCACUCGUGUCACUGCGUGUCAUGUCACUACCUACUACUACGUUGGCUUCUGCUACAUCAUGCUUCGAAGAUACCCAGAUGCCAUCCGCACCUUCGUCACGAUUCUCAACUUUAUCAUGCGCAUGAAGCAGUACCACACUCGCAGCUAUCAGUACGACCAGAUCAGCAAGACCGCCGACCGCAUGUAUGCCCUCUUCGCGAUCUGUCACGCUCUCUCUCCGAGCCGCCUCGACGAUAACAUCGCUAACAUCGCAAAGGAGAGGUUCAACGAGCAAUACGCGAAGAUGUCGCGAGGCGGCCAGGACGCGCUUGCCGCCUUCGAGGAGCUUUUCUUGUAUGCUUGCCCCAAGUUCAUCGCCGCGAACUCGCCUCCGUAUGAGGACCCCGCCGCUCUCCAAACACUCCUCUCCCCUUCCUCCCCCAGCGACUCAACCACCGACGUCUCCGCUGCUCCUCAGCUCGACGCGACCCACCGCCACCUCUCCUUGUUCCUCGCCGAUGUUGCUGCCCAGUCGCCCGUCCCCACCCUGCGCAGCUUCCUCAAGCUGUACACCAGCCUUGGCGCGAAGAAGCUGGCCAACUUCUUGGAUGAGGAUGAGGAGGAGAUGGUGCAGGAGAUGAUGGUCGUGAAACAGGCUAGCAGGAGCUUGAGCCGCGUCCCUGGCACCGAAGGCACUGGCUUGCUUGAGGGUCAGACCAUCACCACUAGCGAUUUGAACUUUGUCAUCGACGAGAACAUGGUCCAUAUCGCAGAAUCCACUGUUGGGCGCCGCUAUGCCGGCUGGUUCAUCAAGAACACCGAGAGGACGCAAAAGAUUUUGGACGACCUCAAACACGCUCCUCUACCUGCCCCCAAGAGACCCUCACAACAACAACCUGCUGCAGAGGCGCAGCAACAAAAGCCAGCGGGUAAGACUGGCCAAAAGGUUGCCUGGGGAGGCGUGAAGGCAUAG